Diabrotica virgifera virgifera (western corn rootworm) is the source of this 1811-nucleotide messenger RNA. RefSeq names its product UDP-glycosyltransferase UGT5-like. Gene Ontology annotation, molecular function: UDP-glycosyltransferase activity. NCBI's taxonomy places the organism in Eukaryota, Metazoa, Arthropoda, Insecta, Coleoptera, Chrysomelidae. The transcript is spliced from 5 exons. Bases 1 to 1539 code for a protein of 512 amino acids. The record is from RefSeq and is a predicted model, not a curated record.
AUGUUUUUACUGUUCUUACUGUUAGACUCAUUUAGCUUUAUCCAGUGCGUAAAAAUCUUGGGAAUCUUUCCUACACCCUCGUACAGCCACCAGAUAGUUUUCCAACCGAUAUGGAAAGAAUUAUCCUUACGAGGCCACAAUGUUACCGUUGUUACUCCUCAUCCACUUAAUGACUCAAGUUUAACAAACCUGACAGAAAUAGACGUGUCUUUCGUGUACGACAUAGUACCAAAGUACGGAUGGCCAAAGGAAUAUUUAAAGUUGCCUUCAACGUUGCAUAAACUUGAUUACUUUCUUAAUGCAGGAAAUGACUUCACAAUGGAAAUCUUUGAAUAUGGACCAGUACAACGUAUCAUUGUUCAGCGUGAUGCGUUUGAUUUGCUGAUAGUGCAACUGUCCCACAACAUGAAUUUGCUGUUGUAUGGAUUGGCUUUCAAUCUUCAUAUUCCAAUUGUUGGCAUCUCCUCACUAGGACUAUACCUACAUUCCCAUGAUGCCCUUGGCAACCCAACUCAUCCAAUCGUAUCACCCGACGUGAUGCUGAACUUCUACGGAAGGUUAUCAUUCUUCGAGAAGGUCCAAAGUUUUCUGUACAAUAUUUGGUACAGGAUGUUUUAUUACUGGUAUGCACUUCCUAAGGCAGAUAAGAUUGCUAGGAAAUAUUUUGGGGAAGAUAUGCCUUACUUGGGAGAUCUGGAAAGAAAUAUCAGUUUGUUGUUAUUAAAUGUGAAUCCCAUUAUUCAUAAUGCAAGACCUAAUGUUCCGAAUAUCAUUGAGAUUAAUCAAAUGCAUAUCAAGGAGAGAAAACCGUUACCUAAGGAUAUACAAGAAUACCUAGACUCCGCUUUACAAGGAGUAGUUUACUUCAGUUUGGGAUCAAACGUAAAAAGUGCCAAUUUGACUGAGCAAAUAAGGAAAGAAAUUGUUGCUGCAUUGGGAGAACUACCUUACAAUGUUUUAUGGAAAUGGGAAACUGACUAUCUUCCCGAUAAACCUGAUAAUGUAAUGACAAAAAAGUGGUGCCCUCAACAGGAUAUUCUUGCACAUCCAAAUAUUAAGGUGUUCGUUAUGCAGGGAGGAUUACAAUCUAUAGAAGAAGCUAUAACGUUAGAAGUACCUUUUGUAGGAAUCCCUUUAAUAACUGACCAACAUGCCAACGUCAAAAGAAUAGUAGAAUUGGGGCUAGGUGUUAAAGUUGACUACAAAACCUUGACGAAGGACAUUCUGCAGAAUGCUAUUAUGGAGGUAGCGCAGAAUCCAACAUAUAAGGAAGAAGUUAGAAAAGCAAAAAGUAUACUAUUGGACGAACCCAUGAAGGGAGUCGAAAAGGCAGUUUGGUGGAUAGAGUACGUUAUCAGACACAAAGGCGCCAAACAUCUGAGAAGUCCAGCAGCAGACAUGUCGUUCUGCGAGUACUUCAUGGUUGAUGUUGUACUAUUUCUGUUGACAUGUAUCACAGUUGUUUUAUACUCUGCAUAUAAAUUACUGACUGUGCUAAGGUCUAUGUUAAGGAGUUUAAAGAAGAUUAAAAAGCAAUAGUUUUCAAUUUCAGUAGAUAUGCGGCAAAAUAAACAGUACUGAAAUGAAUAUUUGAAAUGUUUAGUACAUACAUGUAUUAUUUAUACAAUAAUAUUUACAUAUACCCUUGCACACGUUAUUCAAGACGACGCACGCGACGUUCCCGAUAAUAAUGAUGUUCAAGAUGCCCUCCGUUCAGUUUCAAGCAUUUUUCGUAGCGUUCACGAAAGUUCUCAAUAAUGUCUGUGAACGAAGGCUGUUGAAUGGCACAAAAAAAAUCUUUAAUUUUAGUC